Thermothielavioides terrestris NRRL 8126 is the source of this 2538-nucleotide messenger RNA. RefSeq lists its product as uncharacterized. Lineage: Eukaryota; Fungi; Ascomycota; Sordariomycetes; Sordariales; Chaetomiaceae. The coding region runs from base 1 to 2538 and encodes 845 amino acids. Gene Ontology annotation, cellular component: eukaryotic translation initiation factor 3 complex. The record is from RefSeq and is a predicted model, not a curated record. Gene Ontology annotation, biological process: translational initiation. The transcript is spliced from 5 exons. Gene Ontology annotation, molecular function: RNA binding; translation initiation factor activity; translation initiation factor binding.
AUGGCGGGGAGGAGGGGCAGCUUGGAGCCAGGCAGGCACGGUUUCUCAGCAGUCAACCAAGUCAAGCUGCAGUCAUUGGCAGUCGGGUACCUGGAACAAAAGCGGGAGAGUCAGACUUCAGGAGACGGAGACUUCCAAACUCAGGUACCUCGACAUCCUGUUACUGGCGGCAAGGUGCCCCCCUCCAAGGCCCCGCGGCAGCGCAACAACGAGGACUGCAAUCCCGCUUCCCUGGUAUUAUUCGCACCAACCUCGCAAUACCGCCGAUCUUCACAGCGUGUGCCCAGCAUGGCGCCGUCAUUUGACCGCUUGCGCGAGGAAGACCUCGACGAGGAGUUGGACGAUCUGGACGACGUCGACAUUUCCGACCUGCGAGAAAAAUAUGAGGUCCAGCUCGAGCAGGGCUACGACACCUUCGUCGUCAUCGACGGCCUUCCCAAGGUGAACGAGGAAAGGAAACCGAAGUUGAUCAAGUUCCUGCUGAAGAAGCUCAACACGGUUGGCCGGACCCGGGAGGACCUCAUCUACAUGCCCAUGGGCGACGAUGGGAAUUCGCUGCAAUUUGCCUUUGUCGAAUAUUCUUCACCGGCCGAGGCUGCCGCCGCCGUGCGCCAGCUCGACUAUACCGUGCUCGACAAGAGCCACACCAUGCGCGUCAACAAGCUUACCGACAUCGACCGGUACGGCCGGGAAGGCCGCAUCGAUGAAGAGUACACCCCGCCCGAGAUUGAGCCGUUCCAAGAAAAGGAGCACCUCCGGUCGUUUAUGGCGGACCCCAGCGGGCGCGGCAGAGACCAGUUCGUCAUGUUCCGGGGGGAUUCGGUGGGUGUCUUCUGGAACAAUGAGAAGGACCAGCCAGAGAACAUCGUCGACCGGCAACACUGGACCGAGACUUUCGUUCAGUGGUCGCCGCUGGGCACAUACCUCACUUCGGUGCAUGCGCAAGGCGUGCUCCUCUGGGGCGGCGCCUCGUGGUCAAGACUGAAACGGUUCCCCCACCCCUUCGUCAACCUCAUCGCAUUCUCCCCCAACGAGAAGUACCUCGUCACCUGGUCGAACCGGCCGAUCUCGAUUCCCGACAGCGGCCACCCGGCCCUGUCGCUCGACGACGACGGCAAGAACUACGUGAUUUGGGACAUUGAGACAGCCAAGCCGCUUCGCUCGUUUGCCCAGCAAGAUAUUCCAGGUACUGAGGAGCACGCCGGUGUUAAGAAACCGCCCAAGUUCCCGUGGCCGGCGUUCAAGUGGUCUGCCGACGACAAGUACGUGGCGAGGCUGAACCAGGGCACCUCCAUCUCCGUGUACGAGCUCCCGAAGAUGAACCUCCUGGACAAGACGGCGGUCAAGAUAGACGGCGUGAUGGAUUUCGAGUGGGCGCCCGCUACCCCGCGUCGGGACGGUGUCAAGACGUACGAGCAACUCUUCUGCUUCUGGACCCCAGAAAUCGGCAGCAAUCCCGCGAGAGUCGCCUUGAUGAGCAUCCCCUCCAAGCAGAUUGUCCGCUCGCUGAAUCUCUUCAGCGUCACGGACGCGAAGCUCCACUGGCAAUCCGAUGCCUCGUACAUCUGCGUCAAGGUCGACCGGCACUCCAAGUCCAAGAAGUCGCAGGCGACCACCCUCGAGAUCUUCCGCGUCAAGGAGAAGGGCGUGCCCGUCGAGGUCGUCGACACCAUCAAAGACACAGUCAUUAACUUUGCCUGGGAACCCAAGGGUGAUCGAUUCGUCAUCAUCACGACCACGGAGCCCAUCGGUCCCACCGCCGUGCCGCCGAAGACCGCCGUCUCCUUCUUCUGCCCUGAAAAGACCAAGGGCAACACUGUCGGAAACUUCAAGCACCUGCGCACGCUCGAGAAGAGGAACAACAACGCCAUCUACUGGUCCCCGAAGGGCCGGUUCGUCGUCAUCGCCACCGUGCACAACCAACAGAGCUCCGACCUCGAGUUCUUUGAUCUCGACUUCGAGGGCGACAAGCCGGAGGCCGAGAAGGAUCUGACUGCCAACCUGCAGCUGAUGAACACGUCCGAGCACUACGGCGUGACCGACGUGGAGUGGGAUCCCUCAGGCCGCUACGUCGCCUCCUGGGCGUCGGCGUGGAAACACUCUAUGGAAAACGGCUACCACCUCUACGACUUCAAGGGCGAGCUGCUGCGCGAGGAGGCCAUCGACAAGUUCAAGCAGUGGCAGUGGCGCCCGCGGCCGCCCACGCUGCUGACGCGCGAGGAGCAGAAGCAGAUCCGCAAGAACCUGCGCGAGUACUCGCGCGUCUUCGAGCAGGAGGACGCCGAGCGCAUCAGCUCCGCCGACGUCGCCGUCGUCCAGCACCGCCGCCGCCUGCUCGAGGAGUUCUACGCCUGGCGCGCCGUCGUGGAGGAGGAGCUCGCCGAGGAGCGCGCCGCCCUCGGCCUGCCCGCCGACCCCGUCGCCGAGCUGCUCAAGGCCAAGACGGCCGAGAUCGCGCCCCAGGGCGAGGUCCAGGAGCAGGUCAUCGAGGAGAUUAUGGAGGAGGUCCUGGAGGAGACGGAGGAGAUUGUGAACUAA